CAGUGUGCUCACAUUCCGUCACACACACACACAGUGUCAGUCACAGUUUCACAGAGGCGGUUAUCUUAAGGAACUUACUUUCUUGUUACUCUCAAGACCUAACUGUGGACUUGUAUAUAUCUUCAUUUUAACAGCUCAUCACUUCUGACUCCAAGGUAAAAUGUCCCGCCCCAGCACUCUGGAUUUAGACCGAUCCAGCAACGCGGAGAGAGAACGUCGCUCCACCGGCCGCGGCCAAAACAAGACUCAGGCUAAACGCGACGAGGCCCUGUGCGACUUCUGCACCACCAGGAAGCAGAAGGCCGAGAAGUCCUGCUUGGUGUGCCUGGCGUCUUACUGCGAGAUUCACCUCCAGUCUCACUUCGACUACCCAGCGCUGAUGAAGCACAAACUGGUCAAAGCUACCGGGCAGAUGAGGGAGAAGGUCUGCGCUCAGCACGACAAGCUGCUGGAGGCCUUUUGUCGUAGUGACCAGACAUCCGUGUGCGUCCUGUGUAUGAUGGAUGAGCACAAGCACCAUGACAUCGUCCCGGCUGGAACCGAGAGGACGGAGAAACAGAAACAACUCGGCACCACCCUGCACAAAUCCCAGCAGAGAAUUGACGAGAGGGUCAAAAAGUGGCAGGACCUCCGCCAAGCAGUGGAAGCUGUCAAACACUCGGCCGAGUCGGUCCUGGAAGAGAACGAGCGGAUCUUCACGGAGCUGCUGCUCUCCCUCGAGAGGAAGUACAACGAAGUCAAGGAGAUGGUCCGCUUGCACGAAAAAACCACGGUGAACCGCGGGGAAAUCCUCCUCAACCGCUUGGAGGAAGAGGUCACCUUGCUGAAGAAGAGACAUAACGACCUGGAGAAGCUGUCGCACACUGACGACCACAUACACUUCCUUCAGAGUUGGCAGUCUUUAUCCGGCCCUUCGGGUUACGAGGACCUGAACAACGUCAGCAUUGCUCCCAAUUUCUCUUUUGAAGCCACCAAGAGAGCCAUCGCCGCCCUGAAAUUACAAGUGGAGGAAAUCAGCAAGAAGGAGACCAUGAAAAUCUCCACAGCCGUAAAAGAAGUCUACAUCACCGAAGACAGCGAGAAAAAAUCAAGGCGGGAGUCGUCGUUUGUCACAGAGCCGAGGAUGACGGAAGAUCCAAAGACCAGAGAAGAUUUCUUGAGAUAUUCUUGCCAGCCAAUUCUGGAUGUCAACACUGUGCACCGCAACCUUUAUCUCUCUGAGGGCAACCAGACGGCCACGAUGAAGAGCGAGCCUAAGAACUACCCCGAUCACCCGGAACGAUUUGACCACUGGCAGCAGGUGCUUUGCAAAGAAGCCCUGGCCGGGAGUCGCUACUACUGGGAGGUGAGCUGGAAGGGAUCGGAGAUUGACAUGGCCAUCACCUAUAGGAGCAUUUUCCGAAAAGGGAACAACAACGUGUGCAGUCUAGGCUGGAACGACAAAUCCUGGAGCCUCUACUGCUCCGAGUCCAAGUUCUCCUUUGUUCACAAUAACAAGAGCACAAACCUGCCCGUCCCAAGGUCGUCUCGCAUCGGGGUCUACUUGGAUCACCCGGCGGGGGUGCUGGCGUUUUACAGCGUGUCCGAUGUCAUGCAGCUUCUGCACCAGGUCCGCACUACUUUUACUGAAGCUGUGUACCCUGCUUUCAGUGUGUGGGGCUACGGGACCACCGUUAGACUGAGAUGAGUGAUAUCUAAAUUGGGAUACAAUAAUUGACAUUAUUAAUGAUUUGAUCCAUCCAUUCUGAGCUAAAAAUUAAUCCAAGAUUUUAAACAAUAUUUGCUGGCUGCCCAUGAUCAAAGCAUGAUUUUUAAUGGUCAUAUAGUUAUUAUAUUAGUUUAAUUAAUUCAUUAUCAGUCUUUAUUGACUCUUGGCCAAUAACAAAAUAAACAUUUAUAAAAUGA
Messenger RNA from Syngnathus typhle (broad-nosed pipefish), 1905 nucleotides. Its product is annotated as tripartite motif-containing protein 16-like. The record is from RefSeq and is a predicted model, not a curated record. NCBI's taxonomy places the organism in Eukaryota, Metazoa, Chordata, Actinopteri, Syngnathiformes, Syngnathidae. Gene Ontology annotation, molecular function: protein binding; zinc ion binding. The transcript is spliced from 7 exons. The coding region runs from base 161 to 1687 and encodes 508 amino acids.